Molecule: messenger RNA, 2642 nt
Organism: Amoebophrya sp. A25
Lineage: Eukaryota; Dinophyceae; Syndiniales; Amoebophryaceae
Source: the annotation of a GenBank genome assembly
AGACUAACUGCCACCCCUGGUCUUCUAGAAUAGCCUCGAGUAGAGUCCUCCUCUAGUUCAAAGGAAAUAAGUAAUCCAAAGUCACAACCAUAAAGAUGCUCACGGGUAUCGGACAAGAGUAUGCGAACUUGCAGGUUCCGCAGAAGAAGCGCAUGGCGCAGUCCCAUGCCAAUGCUUUGAAGGAGCUGGCCAAGUAUCUAUCGAAAGAAGAGCGUACAGCUUUGAUCUCCUUGCUGCAGAACGUGCAAGAAGUCGUCGCGGAAAAGCUGCCGCUGGGUAAGAAGACGUUCGGGAGCCGUGAGUAUCAGGGUACUUACCUUCGCCUCCCUAUCGAUGUGUUAGAUUUUCACUGGUAAAGGACGUUUCUGGAUGCUUGUCAAAUAGCUACACAAUAUAAGGUGGGACCAGUUUCAGAUACUAGAAGAACCAAAAGCGUCAGGCGCUUCUCUUGCAUAUGAGAAUACUCCUCAGCUUGUGCCUCAUCUUAAUGCACCCUCAUAUCUCAGACGGAUGGUCCGCUAUCCCUAAGACCCACCUGGCCAAGUGGCUGGCUCGCCACAGCAGCUGGUCUUUUGCGAGUUGCCAGCGUGUCAUCAAAUCAGGCCAAGCUGGAUGGGCUGUUCUUCAAGUGCUGGGCGCUACUGAUCCCAAUGUACAGCUAGAGCCCUUCGAUGCUUUUUAUACAUAGGGAGAUCAUGGCGACUCAAGUGAAAUCGAAGACCUUCUGAUGCAACCUCCUCCACUUCCUACAUCUGAGACCAAAGUUAGCUCCAAUCUGCAUCUCCUUCUACGCCUGUCAUAAUCAUCCUUUUACUCAGUUGCCUGCCGGAGAGAACGUGGGUUGCCACCCUGAUGAGAUCAGUUGUGACGCCGAGGUCAAGUUUCUGGCUCAGCGACAUGGCAAUCUUGGCGCGGUUCUCGAAGCAACCGAAAAGUAUGUGAACCAUCGCACGCCUAUCCCGGAAGAGCUGUGGUAUAUCAACACUGUUGCCGCCAAACUGAAUCCGAAGCCAGUGGGUCCACAGCUCAAGAAUGAAGCGGUAUUUGCGUUAGUUCGAACGUUAGAAUGAGUAGAGUUAUGAGUUGAGUUUGGUUUAUCUGAGAUCUCUUUGUAGCUAUGAGAUCUUGUCUUCUCGAUCUUGGUACUACUUUGAAACUUUGAUACUUAUUCCUUCACACUCGAACAGGAGCCGGACGAAGACGUCAACAUGUCGCCAGAGUCGAACGAUGUAAAGGAGAAGAAGAACCCGCGAAGCCGCUCGAACCGUCGCGUUGGUGCUGCAGAGAAAGAGGCAGAAGAGGUUCCUCCAGCAAACCUCUUCGGGCAGAAAGAUCCCAAGGCAUCGUCCACGAAGACCACUGCGACGAAGAAGCCCGCGGCCGCUCGUACGAUCGUCGAAAAGCAGUCGUCGGCGAAAGAUACUAAGACUGUCGAGACGGAGGUGGGGACGGUGCUCAUCAUAACGAUGAGUGACGGCACGACGCGCACGACGCUCCUCGAUAAAAAAGAGGUGAAGCAGCCGGCUGUCGAGCUGAAGGAGGGCUCUUCCUCCAAAGAUACCAAGAAAGAUGGAGUCGCGCCCGUCGAAACUAAGGCUACGAAGAAGAAGGCGGAGAAGAAGCGCGCCGCCAAACCCAAGGAGAAGGCUGAUGCUGCUCCCGUCAUCUCGCUGCCUCCUGGUCCAGCAAAGAAAGAACCGGAGCAGACCGUCGAAGAAGCUGCUGAAGAAGCUGCUUCUGAGGAGCCGAAGGAAGAGGAAAGUCAGGAGGCCGUGGAGGAGCAAGAGGAGGAGGCCGAAUCGCAAGAAGGCGUGGAGGAGUCGGGGGACGAGGAAGAGGAGGAAGAGGAGGAUGAAGGAGAAGAGGAGGAUGAAGGAGAAGAGGAUGAUGAGGAAGAAGAGGAGAGUGAAGAGGAGGUCGAAGAAGCUCCUGCAGAACCUGUCGUGGAGGCUAAGGAUGUGGGCAAACCGGGAAAAGUUUCGCUGCGAGACCUGGCGAAGGGAAAGGCGACCGUGGCCCCAGCGCAUGAAGAUGUGGAUAAAAAACCGAACGCGAAACAACUGGCACCCGCUGCGCCUGCGUCGUCCGCGACAUCGAUCGCAGCUGCGUUUGAAGCGGCUUUUCCACAUGAGGAAAAGGAGUAGGCUGAUAUGGAGCACGAAGCUUCUACGCACUAGAUUGCACUUGAUUCAUAGCUGAGCCACAUCUUUGUCACCUCGCAAAAUUUGUCUUCUUGAGUAAUUGAAUGUAAUUUGCCACACCGUAAAAACCGAGAUCAUUGAACAAGCCGAGCGAAGAACUGGAUUAUAAGCAUUAUCUUACAUCGAGCCAGCAGCCGUCACUGUUCACAGCAAGGCACUUCAGUCACAUUAUUAAAAUCAAAACAAGACUAUCUAUUAUGCUGGCAUAUGUCGAAAGUUAAUUAGUAUGGUAUUCGAAUUUCAUCAAUGGGACUACAGGGAAUCAAAUCAAUUCAACUUUACCGGAGAAAAAGUAUUUAUCGAUGAGAAUUCCAGCACAAGUAGCGGGAUGUUGCAGGUCGGAACUUCUUCUGAAUGAGCCAAAGUCUGACACUGAUGCCAGAAAACUCUAUGGCCUAGAUUUUUUAAAUUAAGAGAACCUACUGGCUCAGCUAUUGGAAG